AUGGCAGACCCGUCCGGUGCAGAUCCAAAACACGUACGGAGUGAUGCAGUGGCUGCUACCUUCGCGGGAUCCAAUACGCGUCCGGUCUCAUCCAGCCUCGAUGAGAGCGACUUUGUGACGGCCAGGGAGGAUCAAGAUCUUCGGAGAGGUCUGCAUCAGCGACAUAUCGGUCUUAUCGCCAUCGCAGGAGCUAUAGGUACAGGACUCUUCCUAGGCCUAGGAGGUUCGAUACAGACUGCGGGGCCGCUUGGCGCAUUACUUGGGUAUGCCACCGUCGGUCUCAUUGUCUGCGCAGUGCAAUUCGCAUUAGGCGAGGUGACAGCGCUAUUCCCCGUUACUGGAAGUUUCGUGCGACAUGCUGAGGUCCUCGUCGACCCAGCCCUGGGGUUUGCGAUAGGCUACAAUUUGGUAUACGGCAAUUGCUUGUCCAUUCCAACAGAAAUCACUGCGAUAUGCGUUCUCUUUCAGUAUUGGACGGACCUCAACUCCUCGCUUUGGAUCAUGAUUUUCAUCGUCUUGACUGUCAUUGUUGGGCUAUCAUUCAUCGGAAUCUACGGCGAAGUUGAAUUCUGGUUCGCACUACUCAAGAUUGUCUUCAUAAUUUUCCUGGUCCUCCUCGGUCUGGUCAUCGACCUGGGUGGGGUCCCUGGCACAUCCCGAAUUGGCUUCAGGUAUUGGAAAGAUCCAGGACCCUUCGUGGAGUACAUUGCAAGUGGUAGCUGGGGGCGGUUCCUGGCUUACUGGGCGGUGAUGAGCAAUGCAGUCUUCAGCUUCGCUGGUGUCGAAAGCAUUGCCAUGGCUGCAGCUGAGACUCGAAACCCAAGAGUUGCCAUACCGAAUGCGUGCAAAAGGGUGUUCGUCCGAGUGGCAACAUUCUACAUCCUCGCCGUCCUCAUUGUGGGCAUGCUCGUUCCCAGUGACGACCCUCGGCUUAAUGAUGAAUCAGGAACAGCAGCACAGAGUCCGUUCGUCAUUGCGGCGAGUGCAGCCGGACUCCGCGGUGUGCCAUCAGUUGUCAACGCCAUUGUCAUUACAUCAGCUUGGUCAUCCUCAAAUCAGGCCUUACUUUCCGGCACACGAGUUCUGUACGGCCUCGCAUUGAAGAAGCAAGCGCCUGCCAUAUUUCUGAAGACGACUCCAUGGGGUGCGCCGUACGUUUGCGUUCUCUUCUUCGCAGCGUUCAUGUUUCUUUCAUUUAUGAGCCUGUCAGACGGCGCAUUGACAGUCUUUUGGUGGCUGGUCGACCUUACCGCUUGUGGCGUUCUGAUAUCUUGGAUCACGGUUCUAUUGAAUCAUUGGAGGCUCAUACGUGCAAUGAAGAAACAAGGACUGUCUUUGUCACGACUUCCGUGGCAUAGCAGAUUUACUGAAUACUCGACUCCAGCGGCACUGAUCAUGUGCGUUAUCAUCCUCUUCACAGCAGGAUUUCCCGUUUUCACCAAAGGCAACUGGUCCGCCAGUAGCUUCGUUUCGUCCUACUUAGAUAUCCCUCUUGUCAUCACGGCCUAUGUGGCGUGGAAGGUGUACAAACGGACCAGCGUCGUCAACUUGUCGGAGAUACCACUGGAAGAGGCUCUGGAGCGUGCAGUCGGUGACGUGGAGAUUGAGAAAGAACGUCCUCCCUGGAGAAAGCUGGUCGGCUUUCUCUGGGACUAG
Molecule: messenger RNA, 1656 nt
Organism: Exophiala viscosa
Lineage: Eukaryota; Fungi; Ascomycota; Eurotiomycetes; Chaetothyriales; Herpotrichiellaceae
Product: amino acid permease/ SLC12A domain-containing protein
Exons: 4
Coding region: 1-1656 (551 amino acids)
Biological process (GO): amino acid transmembrane transport
Cellular component (GO): membrane
Molecular function (GO): amino acid transmembrane transporter activity
Source: RefSeq, a predicted model, not a curated record